Messenger RNA from Quercus robur (English oak), 623 nucleotides. RefSeq names its product NADH dehydrogenase [ubiquinone] iron-sulfur protein 5-B-like. Gene Ontology annotation, biological process: mitochondrial respiratory chain complex I assembly. The record is from RefSeq and is a predicted model, not a curated record. Bases 107 to 361 code for a protein of 84 amino acids. NCBI's taxonomy places the organism in Eukaryota, Viridiplantae, Streptophyta, Magnoliopsida, Fagales, Fagaceae. The transcript has 2 exons.
CCACAACAAUUACCAGGUUGAGCUUUACCCAUUACUGGUAUCCUCGAGCCCAUCCGAAAUCCACAUUUUGAGACCGACGACUGAGCAGCACAGAGAGAAAAAAAGAAUGGCGUCAGGUUGGGGAAUCUCAAUGAACAAAGGCCGAUGCUACGAUUUCUGGAUCGACUUCAGCGAGUGCAUGUCUCGCUGCCGUGAGCCCAAGGAUUGUACUCUCCUCCGUGAAGACUAUUUCGAAUGUCUCCACCACUCCAAAGAGUUCCGAAGAAGAAAUCGGAUCUACAAGGAGGAGCAGCGUCAGCUCCGAGCAGCUUCACGAAAGGGCAAAGAUGGUGAAGAGGGUGUUGAUAAACAUCAUCAUUAGUCCAAAAUUGAUCAUCUUCUUAAUCUCGAGAAUAAAGACUGUGAGGAGAUGUUGUAUUCAUAACUUGUUUUAUGUUAUUCUGCUUUUCUUCUCCUGGAAUGUUAUGCACUUCUUUGGCAUGUGCAAUGAGACCAAGAUCAAUUUGUUUUGCUAGCUGCGUAUUGGACACUGAUUUUCUUGGUGAAUCGGGAAUAUCCUGUUAAAGGGCAGUUUGAGUAAUAAAUCCACUCACACUCACUACAAAAAAAUUGAGUAUUGCUAA